Saitoella complicata NRRL Y-17804 is the source of this 2513-nucleotide messenger RNA. RefSeq names its product ATP-dependent metallopeptidase Hfl. Gene Ontology annotation, molecular function: zinc ion binding; ATP binding; ATP-dependent peptidase activity. Gene Ontology annotation, cellular component: m-AAA complex; membrane. NCBI's taxonomy places the organism in Eukaryota, Fungi, Ascomycota, Saitoellomycetes, Saitoellales, Saitoellaceae. The coding region runs from base 81 to 2513 and encodes 810 amino acids. The transcript has 3 exons. Gene Ontology annotation, biological process: mitochondrial protein processing; protein-containing complex assembly. The record is from RefSeq and is a predicted model, not a curated record.
CACCAAAAAGCAUCCGAACAGCCUUCCAUUUAAACUCUCAUAGACGGCAUCGGUCACCUUCGAUACGUCUGUAAUCAAUAAUGAUAUCUUCGAUACGCCGUGCCAACGGUCUCCUCUCGUCGAUGUCCGCCACCAACGCCUCCCGAUCAUAUUUGCUUCGCAAUGGUGCGAGAGCGCCGAAUGCAUUCCUGAGACGAACGUACGCGUCUGAGGCACCAAAGGACGAGAACAAGGAGGAAAAGAAGCCGGAGGAGAAGAAGUCGGAGGAGAAGAGCGAGGAGAAGACCGAUCUGAAGGAGGAGGCCGAGAAGAAGGCGAAGAAGAACAAGGACGAGAUGGAGCCGCCGAUAUUCCCCGAUCAACAGCGGAAACAGAACGAUGGGGGUAAAGAGGAGAAGAAGGAUGAUGAGCGGAAGUCCAAGUCGGGUCCCGGCCGCUCGUCGAAAUCAGAUCCUGAGUUUCCGCAAGGCAAAGUCUUCGCAAUCAACAUCAACAACAUCUUCUAUUUGGUUGGUGGUGCAUGGUUGACUUACCGACUUUUUGGUAGCGCGGACAACUCUCAGGAAAUCACCUGGCAGGAGUUCCGUACCGCCUUCUUGGACAAGGGACUCGUCGAGCGCUUGACCGUCGUUCCUAACCGGAGAGAGGUCCAAGUUACGCUCAACAGAAAUGCUGCCGGUCAGGUUUACCCUGGAUCCAAUGCCGGCAUGAACACGUACUACUUCACUAUUGGUUCAUCGGAAGUCUUCGAGAACAGAUUAGAGAAUGCGCAGAAUGAGCUUGGCAUCCCAAUGACUGAGCGCAUCCCCGUCAAGUACCACGACCAUGUCUCCAUUGCUGGUCCUUUGUUGUCUUUUGCGCCUACGCUGUUGUUGAUCGGGGCGUUCUACUGGAUGGCGAAGAAGGGGCCUUCUGGAGCAGGAGGAGCUGGUGGAAUCUUCGGUGUGGGUAAGAGCAAGGCCAAGCUUUUCAACCAAGAGACCGCUGUCAAGGUUAAGUUCAACGAGGUUGCUGGUAUGGACGAGGCUAAGGAGGAGAUUAUGGAGUUCGUCAAGUUCUUGAAGGACCCUUCAACUUUCGAGAAGCUUGGUGCCAAGAUCCCCCGUGGCGCGAUCUUGUCCGGACCUCCCGGUACUGGUAAGACCUUGUUGGCUAAGGCUACUGCUGGUGAGGCUGGUGUUCCUUUCUACAGUGUCUCUGGUUCCGAGUUCGUGGAGAUGUUCGUCGGUGUCGGUUCUUCCCGUGUCCGUGAUCUCUUCGCCAACGCCAGGAAGAACACCCCUUGCAUCGUCUUCAUUGAUGAAAUCGAUGCCAUCGGUAAGGCUCGUGGAAAAGGUAAUUUCACCAAUGAUGAGCGUGAGAGCACUCUCAACCAGCUUUUGGUCGAGAUGGACGGUUUCGGAACCGAUGAGCACAUCGUCGUGUUCGCCGGUACUAACAGACCGGAUGUUCUCGACCCUGCGCUCAUGCGUCCCGGUCGUUUCGAUCGUCAUAUUGCGAUUGACAAGCCUGACUUGAAGGGCCGUGAGCACAUCUUCAACGUCCAUUUGAAGCCAAUUAAGACUACCGAGGACCGCACGCAACUUGCCGAGCGUCUCUCCGUUCUUACCCCAGGUUUCUCUGGUGCUGACAUUGCUAACUGCUGUAACGAGGCUGCUCUCAUUGCGGCAAGAUUCAACGCUACUACCGUCGUGUUGGCUCACUUCGAGCAAGCUAUUGAGCGUGUUACUGCCGGUUUGGAGAGGAAGUCCCGCGUUAUGAGCCCCGAGGAGAAGAACACCGUCGCUCACCACGAGGCUGGUCACGCUGUCGCUGGUUGGUUCUUGGAGCACGUUGACCCUCUGCUCAAGGUCUCUAUCAUUCCCCGUGCGCAGGCUCUUGGUUACGCAUCCUACUUGCCCCGCGACCAGUACCUGAUGUCUAAGGGUCAGAUCACGGACCGUAUGGUCAUGGCUCUCGCCGGUCGUGUGUCCGAAGAGAUCUUCUUCUCCGGUGACGCUAUCACCUCUGGUGCAUCGGACGACUUCCAGAAGGUUACCCGCAUGGCACAGGCAAUGGUUAGCCAGUAUGGUAUGAGCGAGAACAUCGGUACUGUCUCCUACACUCAGGAGGAGGGCUAUCAGAAGCCUUUCUCUGAGGCUACCGGUAAGAUGAUCGACGAUGAGGUCCGAGCAUUGGUCAAGGCCGCACACAAGCGGACACACGAGUUACUGUUGCAGCACAAGGAUGGAUUGGUUAAGGUUGCUAACAGAUUAUUGGAGAAGGAGGUCAUCACUUUCGCCGAGGUUGAGGAGUUGCUGGGUCCUAGACCAUAUGCUAGCAAGCACAUGGACUUGAGCAAGAUUCUUGGAAAGGGUAGAAAGCAUAAAUCAUUUUCUCAAUCUUUCAACUUCAGGAAAGCUUUGGAGUGCAACGGUCGUGACUACUACUCCGGGUCCAUAAAAGCAAUGAUUGCUUCAGUGCUCGUCAAAGGCUGGACAAAAGACGAGUACGGUAAAGGAAUACGCACAUGA